This is a messenger RNA of Coniophora puteana RWD-64-598 SS2, 1404 nucleotides long. RefSeq names its product MFS general substrate transporter. The coding region runs from base 1 to 1404 and encodes 467 amino acids. The record is from RefSeq and is a predicted model, not a curated record. Gene Ontology annotation, biological process: transmembrane transport. Gene Ontology annotation, molecular function: transmembrane transporter activity. Gene Ontology annotation, cellular component: membrane. The transcript has 14 exons. NCBI's taxonomy places the organism in Eukaryota, Fungi, Basidiomycota, Agaricomycetes, Boletales, Coniophoraceae.
AUGGAAAACAGAUUGAGACUCUCGCCAGCAACGCAGCUGACUCGAGAUGAACUCCAAGUUCAAGCUCUGGAGCGCAUAGCAUGGAGGAAAAUGGAUAGAUGGGUAUUACCAAUCUGCACGGUGUUUUAUCUUCUCUCUUUCUUGGACCGCAGUAAUGUUGCGAACGCACGGGUUGCUGGCCUUCAGCGUGGCUUGAACAUGUCCAAUACCCAGUACAGCAUAGCACUCACGGUAACAUAUGUACCCUACAUCAUAGCAGAGUUUCCCUCCAACAUACUUCUGAAGCGUGUCGGACCUAACAUUAUGCUGCCGUCAAUGGUGGCCAUCUGGGGCGUUGUGACUACACUUCAGGGCACUGUCACAACAUAUGGAGGCUUGUUGGCCUGUCGAUUCUUCUUGGGUCUGGUAGAAGGUGACGGUUGCACGCUUGUUUCGCUGAGGACUUUUCCCGGUCUAGUACUCUAUCUCUCAUUCUUCUAUCCCCGUGAUAGACUCCAGAUCAGAGUCUCUACGUUUUUUGCGUCUGCUUCCCUAGCGGGGGCGUUCUCCGGUCUUCUUGCUGCUGCCAUUAUUAAAAUGGAUGGUAUUGGUGGAAGACCAGGUUGGGCCUGGAUAUUCAUCUUGGAAGGACUGUUCACGUUUCUAUUAAAGCAAGAUGGCGCAAUUGCUGUGGAUGAAGAGCAUGACGGUUUUGGAUGGAACGAUGUGGUCAAAUCUUUCAAGUCACCCCAUGUGCUCUUGGUUGCUGCUGCCUUUUUCUUCAAUGGCACCACGCUUUAUGGCCUUGCAUAUUUUGAGCCAAGCAUCGUAGCUGGCUUCGGCUAUAGUGGUGCUCGUGCGCAGCUCAUGAGCGUGCCUCCUUUUUGCUGUGACAUACCUGCGAUAUUCCAUCACUCACUAUCACUACCAGUUUCCUUAAUCUCCGCGGUGUUGUCGGAUAGAUAUCACUGUCGCGGAUUGGUGGCUACGAUGUUCUCAUUGCUUUGCUUGAUUGGUCUUGCAAUGUUUUUGGGAUUCAAAUCAAACGACGUACGUUACGGCUCGCUCUUUCUAUCGGUGCCUGGAACGUACUGCGUCGCCCCUGCCUUGUCUACGUGGAUGGCGAACAACAGCGCCCCGUAUGUUCGACGAGCAACGUCGAUUGCAAUUGGCUUCAUCAUGACGAAUUCCGGCGGAAUACUAGCAACUUGGCUGCUUGGAUCGCUGUCUCCAGCCCCAGAUUACCGAAAGGCGACCACGACUUUCGUGAUUAUGUCCGCGCUCAUGGCUAUCUUGUCUGCUUUGAACAUCGUUUAUCUGAGUCGUCAGAAUCGGACUAAGGCUGAGAAGCGGAGGAUAUUCACACUGGAGCAGGACGAGGACCACGCUGGAGAUCGCAGUGCCUGGUUUGAGUACAGCCUUUAA